CCCGCGUCGUUAGGGAGCGUAGGAGCGGCGUCUCUGGUUACGGGGUGGGGCAAAGGGUAAAGGGCAGCCUUGAGGUUGAAGAGCACCUCUUUUUAGUAAUGGCCGCGUCUGGGGAACCCGGGAGGCACUGGCAGGAGGAGGUGGCGGCAGUGGUAGUGGUGGGCUCCUGCAUGACCGACCUGGUCAGUCUUACUUCCCGUUUGCCAAAAACUGGAGAAACCAUCCAUGGACAUAAGUUUUUUAUUGGCUUUGGAGGGAAAGGUGCCAACCAGUGUGUCCAAGCUGCUAGGCUUGGAGCAAAGACGUGCAUGGUGUGCAAGGUUGGCAAAGAUUCUUUUGGCAAUGAUUAUAUAGAAAACUUAAAACAGAAUGGUAUUUCUACAGAAUUUACAUAUCAGACUAAAGAUGCUGCAACAGGAGCGGCUUCUAUAAUUGUCGAUAAUGAAGGCCAGAAUAUCAUCGUUAUAGUGGCUGGAGCAAAUUUACUUUUGAAUACUGAAGACCUGAGAGAAGCAGCCAAUGCCAUUAGCAGAGCCAAAGUCAUGAUCUGCCAGCUAGAAGUAACUCCAGCAACUUCUUUGGAAGCCCUGACAAUAGCCCACAGCAAUGGAGUGAAAACAUUGUUCAAUCCAGCUCCUGCCAUUGCUGACCUGGACCCCCAGUUCUACACGCUCUCCGAUGUGUUCUGCUGCAAUGAAAGUGAGGCUGAGAUUCUAACUGGCCUCAAGGUUGGCAGCCCUGCGGAUGCUGGGAAGGCUGCACUGGUGCUCAUGGAAAGGGGCUGUCAGGUCGUAAUCAUCACCUUAGGUGCCGAAGGAUGCGUGAUGCUGUCACAGACACAACCUGUCCCAAAGCACAUUCCCACAGAGAAAGUCAAGGCUGUGGAUACCACGGGUGCUGGUGACAGUUUUGUGGGAGCUUUGGCCUUCUACCUGGCUUACUACCCAAAUCUGUCCUUGGAAGAAAUGCUCAAGAGAUCCAAUUUCAUUGCAGCAGUCAGUGUCCAGGCUGCAGGGACACAGUCAUCUUAUCCAUACAAAAAAGACCUGCCAUUUGAUCUGUUUUGAUUGCUAUUAACCCGAAAAUAAAUAUACCUGGAAAUAAAAUGUACCUGGAGGGGGGGUGGCCACUCUUAGCUAGCAUCUUACUGUAAAAUGUCCUCUUCUUUCUUUGCAAAUAUUAUGUUCAUUUACUAAGUCAACCUCAAGCUUUCAUUUUUUUAUAAUGAUGACUUCUUUGCUUUUCAUGCAUUUUCAAGAGCCAACCAGAAUUAAGGAUUCCCUGACCAGGAUCUGGAUAAACAUUACCACAAUUUACGAACCAGCAAACUAUUGCCAACAGAUCACGAAUUUUCUAUGUACACCACAGAACAGGCGCUGUGGACAAGUGUCUAGAGUCCGAACAGAGAAUGUUAAAUAAGGGAAGGGGACACAUGAAUUGGACCACUCAAGCGGCUCCUAAGAGAGGCGGCUGAUAUCCAGCUUUAGCUUAGUGACAUCAAAGCCUCUGGUUUUGCAAGAGAAGCCAGAAGUUUCGAUGUUUAUUGAAAUUUUUCAGUGUUUAAGUAUCAGCAACUGAUUUGUUUAAAAAUGUAAACACCACCUGUGGGCCACAUUCAGCCCAUGUGCUGAAUAGACAAGUCAUUUGUUAAGCCAGAUUUUAAUUUUUAUUUUUUUAAAGAUGGUUCAUGCAUGUCACAGACCCUUUACAUCAGGCUUGGCUUAGCUAGGAUCAAGUGAAGGAUUUUUCUUAUAACCCAAGACCAUUGUGUAUAGUUUCAGCCUAAAAAUAGCCAAGAUCUCACUUAUUAUUGCUUUGAACCAGAGCUUUAACAAAAGACACCAGAAAAUAGCUGACUGACUAUAAUGCCACAAGCCUCUAAGUCUCAACAACUGUCUACAUCUAAUUCCAUUUCCAGAGAGCUGCUCUUGCAUUUCCUCCGGAGACACAUUGAGCCAUGGGGAGGGAACACCUGUUAUUUCGGAAAAGCAUUGCUUGCUUAAUGCUUGUGGCCAUGGUGGGCCCUCUAUCAUUCUCCCAUAUAAAUGCUUUAAAUGGGUCAGGACAUGAACCAGCAGGGCACAAAAUCUAAGCUGAUCCUUCUUACCUUCAGGCAGAAAUUUGAUAAGGAGAAAACUGAGCAAUUUUGAAAAUCUGUGGGAAACAAUAGCUUGAGUGAGAAAGUAUAUAGAUCUGGGUAGAGCAGGAGUCCUUACCUGAACAUUAGGGAUUAUCAGUGGAAUUUCCAAGCUAGUUAGCUAUUUGGUACUGCCAUGCCCCAGAAGCCCGAGGCUUUAUGGAAAUGCACUAUAGCUCCUCUUAUUUAAAAAAAAAAAAAAAAUCUAGGAGAUAAAGGAGUCCAAAGCAUUCCUAGAAAAUCCUAAAUACUGCUUUGGUGACCUGAGUUUGAGAAUAUGGACCAAUGGCAUUUUUCCUAAUUAUAUAAGCAAGAAACAAAAAUAAAAGUGCUCAUGGUUUCUUUUGUUACGAGGCUGGCUCCCUUCUUUUUCCUGUUGACCCUUGCCAUCUCUGUUAUUACACGGAAGUUUUUUCAAGAUCACACUGGAGUGUGACUCUGCCUUUUCUAUGAAGCACAAGGAGGAGCAAACUGGAAACUAUUGCACAAGUCUCAUUAUGGAAAAAUUUCUCUUAUAUGAAACAAUGGUAUUUUUUAGUAAGUACUUGGUUUUUUUAUUUCAAAUAGUAGGGGAAAACAUCACUAAGAGACAAUAGCACAGGCUAUUUUAAUGUUUUAUUAAGGGCUAUAAAAAUAUCCAGAAAGAUAAAUAAAUGUGAUGCAAUGAUAUAUGUCCUAAUAUGAAGAACUUUCUUUCACUGCAUUGUUUUCCUUCACAAUGGCCUUCAAAUCACAGGAGGCAGUGAUUCCGUGCCAUUUCCUCUUCUUUUAUUACAUGCUCCAGAAUUUCUGAAUCAGUGUCCCGCCCUCAGUCUUCUUAUUUAUAAAUCAAAUUCAUUUUCAAUCCAUUGUUUAGAGGGAGCGUAUUUUUUUCUGUUCCACAAAGAGGACUUUUUUUCUCACUGUAGGAGAAGAAAAAUGGGUUGUAGCAGAAAACUAAAAAGUAUCAUCACGAUUUUUU
Ceratotherium simum simum (southern white rhinoceros) is the source of this 3098-nucleotide messenger RNA. RefSeq names its product ribokinase (gene RBKS). The record is from RefSeq and is a predicted model, not a curated record. Gene Ontology annotation, biological process: D-ribose metabolic process. Lineage: Eukaryota; Metazoa; Chordata; Mammalia; Perissodactyla; Rhinocerotidae. Gene Ontology annotation, cellular component: cytosol. Gene Ontology annotation, molecular function: ribokinase activity.